Helobdella robusta is the source of this 555-nucleotide messenger RNA. RefSeq lists its product as hypothetical. Gene Ontology annotation, biological process: mitotic spindle organization. The record is from RefSeq and is a predicted model, not a curated record. Gene Ontology annotation, molecular function: dynein complex binding. NCBI's taxonomy places the organism in Eukaryota, Metazoa, Annelida, Clitellata, Rhynchobdellida, Glossiphoniidae. The annotation marks the transcript as partial. The transcript is spliced from 7 exons. Gene Ontology annotation, cellular component: dynactin complex.
AGUGUAAAAGUGGCCCCUGGAGCUAUCAUUCCUGUGGAUUGUGAAUUGAGAGGAGAAAUAACAAUAGGGAGUAGGACAGUCAUUCACCCCAAAGCACGAAUCAUAGCAGAAGCCGGGCCCAUUAUCAUCGGAGAGUCGAAUCUCAUUGAGGAGCAAGCCGAAAUACUUAAUUUUUAUUUAUAUCAACCAAUCAGGAACUCCGCAUCACGUGAAACACCUCCACAAAAUCAAACAGUCAUGAUCAUUGGGAAUCAGAAUGUCUUUGAAGUUUCAUCAAAAUGUGAGGCACUGAAUGUAGGUGACAAUAACAUCAUUGAGUGCAAAGCCAGUGUAGGUCGUAAUGUUGAACUGAGCAAUGGCUGCAUUGUUGGUCCCAUGUGUAGUAUUACCACUGUAGAAAGAUUGCCGGAGAACACGGUCAUAUAUGGGGCAAAUUGUGACAGGAGAACUCAAUUAGAAAGACCUCCCCCACAAACAGCCCAAUUGGAUUUCUUGAUGAAAAUUCUUCCAAACUACCAUCACAUAAGAAAACACGCCAGGCCUCCUCCAAAAUAA